AUGGCGUCCUUAAUCAUCCUGCGGGACCCGGAUGCGACGAAGAAGUUGCUCGAAACCAUCUUGGACAUGCCAGGUGGAAAGCGGUCUCUCAGUAGGCUCGCGAGAACCUGCAAAGGCAUAUGUGAGGCAGCACUUAACGUGCUAUGGAAGGAGCUGGACUCCCUAGUGCCUCUCAUCGGAUUAUUCCCGAACCACCUGCUACGCAGGACUCGGCGACCAGGCUUGGGCUUGACCAAGCCUCCCGCCGAAGGUGAUUGGGACAGGCUGCUUUCUUAUGGGAAACGCGUCCGGCGCAUCGCAUACAACGAGAGCGCGAACAACGUGGCCGCAUCCAUAUUCCCCAUCAUCGACGAAUAUCGUCCACAGACUUACAUUUUGCCGAACCUCACGUCCCUUACGUGGCGCGCCGACACCGCUGCCGGUUUGGAGAGGUGUCUCCUUUUCUUGACACCUGAUGUGAAGACGGUCGUCUUCGAGAUCAACAACAAGGUGUCGAAUCUCCCUAACGUCUUAAUCCAGCUCUCCAAUCGCACUCGUCUCCAUUCACUGUCGUUCACCUCCCAUACCGCUCUUCCUGACGAUUUCACGGAGUUGCUCAACCGCCAGAACGCGUUAGUUAAGCUGUCGCUGAACGCCCCGGGAGCCUUGUCAUCCACUGUAGGAAAGUGGGUCGCAUCCCAGUCGAAGCUCCGCUGCCUCGAGCUCGACUUGACCGCAAGGUCCAUCGUGGCGGUGGAAGGCUUUUUCGAGGAGAUCAAACCGCGCUCGGGAUACUCUACACCGAGUUCUGUGGGAGGUACGGAUAGUGGUGUCUUCUCCGCGGAUGAGCCAGACUUCUCAGAUAUCCGCAAGUCAGCACUUCGCCUGACUGGAGACGCUCCAUUGAGGGGCGUAUGCCCUCAGUUGCAGCAGCUCCAGCUGACUGGCGAGGCUGCGAAUAUCGCGGCGUUCAUGAGACAUCUCAACAGCCGGCUCGCAUAUCUGGACCUCGUGAUAGAGGACCCGCCCGAGACCAACGAUUGGCAUGAGCUUGCCACGACGAUCUGUGAACAGUUCGGCGGCUUUUUGCAGAUCCUAAAGCUCAGCGCUACAGGUUCAUCGAAGUUCUCCGAGCUCGUGCGAUCGACAAGUCGAGACGUCCCUCUGAAGCCGCUGUCGUUGGAAUAUCUAGCAUUCUUGCCCAAACUCCAUCGGCUCGACAUCGACCUUCCGGAGUCUGUCAUCUUCCACGACGCAGAUCUCGCGCACAUAGCACGGACGUGCCCCGAUAUCGAAGUUCUCCGGCUAUGCCCGCUGGCGAAGUUCACUACGACUCCUCCUAGUCUCACUUUGGAGGGAUUGAAGCCUUUGACGACAGAAUGUCGACGACUGCAUACCUUGGGAGUCGUGAUAGACGCGAGAGCCGCAGUGAUAAGGGACGACGAAUCCAUCCAGUCGUCAAGGUCUCUUCUCCGAUUGCACGUCGGUCAUUCCUGGAUCAAAGACCCUUUCCAGGUCGCCAUGAUCCUUAGUGAUCUCGCGCCUCAUCUGGACAUCCUGAAGUGGUUCCAGGAGAAAAACCGUUCCGUAGUCGAGGAGUACGCCAGGGCCUGGCAACAAGUCUCAGAGUUCCUCCCUCACUUGCAGAAUCUCCGACUUCGCGAACGGCGGAAGGCGGCUGUGGCGAAGCCAAUCACAGUGGAGGUCCCUGUCCCUGUUCUUCCACCUAGGCCAGAGGUUCGGGAGCAGGCUGUCGAUGCGACGGUGAUGAUGAUUAAUCAAGGAGUACUAGCCCGGCCGCGACUUCACGAGGUUUCGGUGCAGUCCUCGCCUGAGACAUCAGACGAGGGAGUCGAAGCCAUUCCCGAGGUCUCCUCAAUAUCCAUCGAUGCUACGCCAGCUGUCCAAGACGAAGGCGUCCUCGUUGUACCCUCGGUUUCCGAAGUUGCCGUCGAAGUCCACCCAACCACAUCCUCCGCUGUUGUGGACGCCACAUCCCAUCCAAAUUCAAAGUAUGUCGAGACCGUCGAUACCGCGGAUUCCAUGAGUGACGGCGAUCUCUCGACGUCGUCGUCAUCGUCAUCCGAGGAUUUACUCCGACCCACCUUCAGGAUUCCGUCUAUCAACGGGAUGUUCACGCUCGUUAAAGAUGUUUUCGUUUCUUAUCCGCUUUAUCUAUCAUUACGACUCCUCAACGUUUCGCUCUUGACGCUGGGAGCCAGAACAAGAGACGCAGAAAAAUCAGAGGCAAUCUCAGAAAAGUUGGAGACACCGGCGGGUUUGAUCGCAUCGCCGAGCCCAGCAGUGACGGACCUCGUUUCUCCUGUCGGUCUAUAA
This is a messenger RNA of Gloeophyllum trabeum ATCC 11539, 2316 nucleotides long. RefSeq lists its product as uncharacterized. Gene Ontology annotation, cellular component: SCF ubiquitin ligase complex. Gene Ontology annotation, biological process: SCF-dependent proteasomal ubiquitin-dependent protein catabolic process. Lineage: Eukaryota; Fungi; Basidiomycota; Agaricomycetes; Gloeophyllales; Gloeophyllaceae. The record is from RefSeq and is a predicted model, not a curated record. The transcript has 2 exons. Bases 1 to 2316 code for a protein of 771 amino acids.